AUGUCCGAUUUGCUCAGCGGAAUUGCCAAUUUUACGAAAUCAGUAACUGAAUCCCUCAACACGUAUGAGAUAAGGAAACUUAGUGACAAAGUACAGGGGAUGGUAAUGAACUAUACGGAAGCGGAAGCAAAAGUUCGGGAAGCGACUAAUGAGGAUCCUUGGGGACCGACGGGACCGCAAAUGGCAGAAAUAGCUCAUAUGACAUACCAGUAUGAAGCGUUUCCAGAAAUUAUGGCGAUGUUAUGGAAAAGGAUGCUGCAAGAGAACAAAAAUGCGUGGAGAAGGGUUUAUAAAUCACUAACUCUUUUACAUUAUCUCUUGAAAAAUGGUAGCGAACGGGUAGUUGGCAGUGCGAGAGAUCAUCUUUUCGAAAUUCGUGCUCUAGAUAGCUACAAGUAUAUUGAUGAUCGUGGCAAAGACCAGGGGCUCAACGUUCGUCAUCGUGCAAAGUUGUUGGUUGACCUUAUCCAAGAUGAUGAGCAGUUGAGAAUAGAGCGGAAAAAGGCAAAAAGUGAGGGGAAGGAGAAGUAUCAAGGUUUUUCUAAAGAAGACAUGCGAAUCCGAGGCGGAGCGAUUAGCUUCAGUGGUAGCAGAAUGAGUAACUUUGACAGUUGGGACAGAAAUUCAUCAAGCAGGGACGAACGGAGAAAUUCGUUUAGCGAUGAAAGGGAGAACUACCAAGACCGCGAGGUUAAUUCAUUCCAAUUUCCGGAUGAAGGGAUCCGUAAUGCACGUGAGAGCCCAGAACUUGGUAUUCGAGAAAAAACGCCUGAAUUGUCAGGUGAAGACGAAGAUGAAUUUGGUGAUUUUGCUCAGGCUCGAACAGUUGUUCCCAGAAAAACAGAACCACAUGAACGGGUUCCUCCAAUACCCCCACCGUCUUCUGCUACUUCUCUAAAAAUUUCACUUCCUUCUCAAAAUAAAACUACUACCUCAAAAAAAGAGGCAAAUCUUUUCGACCUCAGUUCUGAUCCUUUCGGAAGUGAACCAAAAGCAGCUGACUUAAAAAGUAAAAACGACGUUCCCGCUUCUCUUUCUGACGAUUUGUUUUCUCUCAACUUCACCGGAGCUUCCGGGAACAACAUGUCAUCCGAUCUUCUUGGCUCUGUGACUACUGGAACGAACGCUAGAGGCAGUGAAGAUUUGAUUUCUGGAAGUCCUGCCUUGUCGCCUCGUGUUUCACAAACACCUUUAAUGCCUUCAGCUCUCCAGCAGAGCCCUGUUCCUAACACACCGUCACUUGCACCAAGCUACUUAGCAAGUUCAACGUCAAGUUUAUCUAAGAUCGAAAACGGGAAUUCUUUAGCUGAUAAUUCUAACGUAGCCUUCUCGUCGACGACAUCUCAAGUUGCUCCUACAGGAACUUCCCAGAAAGCGGCUGGAAAAGAACCAGAAUUUAAGCUGCCGUCUACCUGGUCUGACGCUUCAUCGAAAGUAAAUAUUAGUUUAGACAAUCUUGGUAUGAUGCGUAGUCCAGUUAAGCAGGGAAUACCGAUGAGCCAAAUGGUAUCGAGCCAGUCAGCACAUGCCUCUUUAAAUCGACAGGGUACUCCAGGAGUGGUAGCAACGCAAAGUUUUCAAGGCUUUGGUGCACCUCAAAAUUUUGCUAUGCCGGCACAGGCGUUUCCAGUCUCUUCAAACAAUUUUCAGCAAACCCAGCAACAGAAAUCUGCUGGUGGUGGAGGAGAUCUUUCAGAUCUGUUUAUGUAA
Messenger RNA from Enterobius vermicularis (human pinworm), 1710 nucleotides. NCBI's taxonomy places the organism in Eukaryota, Metazoa, Nematoda, Chromadorea, Rhabditida, Oxyuridae. The record is from the annotation of a GenBank genome assembly.